Suillus discolor is the source of this 584-nucleotide messenger RNA. RefSeq lists its product as uncharacterized. The record is from RefSeq and is a predicted model, not a curated record. Lineage: Eukaryota; Fungi; Basidiomycota; Agaricomycetes; Boletales; Suillaceae. The transcript has a single exon. Bases 239 to 553 code for a protein of 104 amino acids.
UCUGCAUUCGCCUUCCUAACGAAGGACUCAUCUGUAUAGGACGACCAGACGCUUACUCAUUUGGACCACGCUGACUUCUAAUUAAUGUAGCCAUAUGUGAUGCAGGAUAUGUAGUUCUUACUGGCCAGUUCUUUAUGAGCUGUAAGUGGUAACCUCGUGGACGGCAACUACACUAAUCUUUACAAGUAAUUCGUUCAUAUUUAGACAUUUACCUUGAAUUACAAUAAUAAAUAUCUGUAUGCUGCAUUUACUGUUGUCAUUUUCUCAUCUUCUCUCCCAAAUAGUGGCCGACAUCGUAUUUUCGACAGUGCGGAGGUCGAGAACGAGGAGCACGUCCCUUAAAGGUCCAGAGAUAAUAGCAAAAUAUCAAACUGGCCCGGAUGCGCACACUGGUGAGUCGCAUAUAGUGGAGGGUAAGGGUUGCUUGAGGUCAGAGAAAGACAGAUUCACUCACCACCAAUGUUGUCCGUCACUAGCGCUGGCCGAUGAUAGUCUCAGUAAGCAUUUUCCCCGUUACGGUUUUUACAAGCAAUAUACGAGUGACAGACAGUGAGAAAUAAAAUGUGUUCUAAUUGAGGUCGGCC